Molecule: messenger RNA, 1576 nt
Organism: Spirodela intermedia
Lineage: Eukaryota; Viridiplantae; Streptophyta; Magnoliopsida; Alismatales; Araceae
Source: the annotation of a GenBank genome assembly
AUGAAGUUCAAAGCAUCCCUCACCCACGACGGCGUCAACCUGCUCGACAGGCGUAAGCAAUCCCUCCUCCCCCCCCCCCCCCCGCCAUCUCCCCCCUUCCCGCGUCGCUCUUCUCUCUACUCUGGCAUUUCGCCUGAUGGGACUGCCGGAGGAUCAGGUUUCAUGCCGGCGCUGGACAAGGUGGGAAGGAUCUGCCAUGUGUACCUGACGCGAGAUCACGCCAUGUUCCUCCACAACCUCCUCAAUGGCGACGGUGUGCAGUGCGUGGCCCAGUUCGACAAGGACCUCCUCUUCCUCGACUACCGCAUCUCCAGCAAGAACGAAGACCGCAUCGCCUUCUCCCUCGACCUCGCCCUCCUCCACCGAGCCCUCCGCAGCGCCCUCUCCAUACUCCAGAGGCAGGGGGGCUGUGAUCCCCGGGACAGCGUUGGUUCUCCCCUCCAGAUCCAGAUCAAGCUUCUGAAGAAGAUCCCUGCGGGUUCACAGCAACCAACCCCCUUUCUCUCCUUCGAGACCAAGGUCACUCCCUCGUCCUGGCUGCGUUGAUCUCUUCGGAUUUUCGUCGGCAGCUAUUGAAAAUUUGGUGAAAAUCAACGGAGGCUCAGUUCUUUCCCAUCUUAGAAUUCCAUCAACAACAGCAGAGCUAACGAAUUCUUCUCAGGGCCACAAGUCGGCGGUCAUACACGACGUCCCCAUAUCCAGACCCCUCUCCAGAGAUGAUGUUAUGGAGCUCCAGGCCGCUCUCGACAUGGCCCAGCAGCUUCCCCAGGUGUAUCCUCGUUCCUCUGCUCACUGCUUCGGUUGCAGAAGUUCUUCGAUUGAUCUCUUUGUCAAUACCCCGUCCACAGACUCUGGUUCAGGUUCCCGAUCUAGCCCAGCUUCAGAACCUGGUGGAGCGUCUCAAGAAUGUCGGUGACUUGCUGAGCGUCUCCAUCACCCAGUACGGGGACCUCCACCUACAGGUUUCCACUGGUUUGGUCACGAUGGGUUCAGAGUUCCGUAGGCUUCGAGUGCUAGGAGACCGAGGUAUUGUUCAAGAAAUAACAUCUCGCUCUAUCUUCCCCUAGCUGUCGUCUCCCUCACCUGCGCCUUGGUCUCUCGUGCCUCUCUCCCUUCUUGCUCUCAGCCGAUGCUCCUCAAGGAAAUCAAAAUUUGACAGCAGCAUCACGAACAAGACUGGCAAUUGAACGUGGGGAAGCUCAGUCCGUGGUCUGUACUCUGCUCUUUUCUCCCUCUGCCAUUCUUCCAUCGUCAUUAUGUAACCGGUAUGUGCUUGCUCAUGGGCAGCAAGUGAGCAUGAAGCACUUGUCGAAGAGCCUUCAGUGUCAUUCUGCAAAGCCCGACUGUGCCUACUAUGGUAUCAUCUUCACAAAACGCAUGCCACUUCUGGGACUGCCCACAAUUUAACCUUUUGACCUGAAUUCUUUCAAAAAAUAAUUUGGGUUUUUCAGGGAUUGCUCCUCAAGGUGCAUGUUUGACUGUGAUAUAUCAGUUCUUCCAGCCAGGCACACGACAGAUGGAUAAAUCAAUCAGCUUACACUGCAGACUUCCCGUCCUCGAACCAGACUAUGCUUAA